CGGUCUCCCUGUUGAACCAAAGUUGUGUUGCCGUGCGGUCGGAUUAUCUGUGUGGAGUUUGGAGUUGAGUGAAACAAACGAACCUCGUCUGCUGCAAGCGGUCAACACCAAAGAGGUCGCAACAUGCAUCAGCGUUAGUCCUCAUGUUUUAGGUGAAGUCCUGGUGGCAAGUGAGAGCGGCACACUAAACCUGUGGACUGUCGGCAGAGGGAUGCAGAAGGUCCGGGAGGAAGACAGCAACCUGUACUUUAACGCUAAGUCAGCAUGGCGAUGGUGCGAGUUCUCCGCCCACCCGAGGGUGAUGCUGUACGCAGACAGGACCGGGGUGGAGCUCACCGACAUCAGGGGAAGUCCUUUCGUGGGUCACACACUGUUUCGUAUCAGCAACACUUCAGAGUGUCGCAGUGGGGAGAGACUCAUUCUGUCCAAAUAUCUGGGAGACGCUCACUGCUUCCACCACCUUGUCACCACUCAGUAUUCAGCCUACAUCAUGGACGAACGUUUCCCUGGGGUCCCCAUGCUGAAGUGGGAUCACUAUAUGCAGUCCCCGCCCAUGUUUUGUCACCUUAUUCCUGGCUCCGCCUCCUCUGAAUCAGCGGGGGGCGGGGCUGUGACCACCAAAGUUCUGUUGGGCUCUCACAGUUCUCAGGAAAUCACACUGCUGCAGUACUCAGGAGGCAGAGCGGAGGCUUCUUCCAGUCAUGGUCCUCCUCAGUCUCUGCUAAGACCCAGAGACAGCCUGAAACACCUUCCUGUCCAGAUCCCUCACCGCUGUGAAUUCGCAACCAACAGAUUGUCAUCGCCUGCAGCAGGUCUGACUUGUAUCCAGAUGAAAGGAGGAAAAGAAGCAGGUGCUGAAGAGCGCCUUUGUAUCAUACAGCUUACAGAAGCAGGAGAUAUUUUCUAUCAGAUUCUCGAGCCAGAGCAGCCAGACAUGUCUACACCUCCAGCAGCAGAGGACAAACCUUUAUCCAACAAACUCCCACAACAACCUCUAAAGGAGGCCACAACACCAGGGAGAAAAACAGCAGCAGGUUCUAAGCAGGUCGUGUCGGAAACGUCGAGCGAUGAGGAUGUAAUCGAGCCGACUCAGGCUGCAAUUGUGAACAUGUUUGUAAAUGAAACACCAGAGAGAAAACAACAAGAAUCCUCUGAUUCUUCUUCUGAGGAUUCAGUGUCAGGAGGGCGGAAAAAUCGAAAACUGAUGCGGUUGAAGCUGCAGGUUGUUGUCAAUGAUGAACCAGAGCCAGAUCAAAGAAAUGGGUUUGAUAAGGAGGCCGAAGAAGGAAACAGUGGUGAAAAUAAUCUGGAGAAGCCUGAAAGCAUCACGGAAACAGUCGGCUCGAGCAGCUUAAGUGGUGAUGGUCAGACUCGGGUAAAGCUCAGUGACAACGCUCUUGCCAAAUGGAAACAUUGGCUCAUGAAAUUGGUGCAAAAGAAUUGUGAAAAGAAGCCCCGGUCACACUGCCUACAGCACUUAACAGUCCCAGUCGAAGGCCUCCUGCAGCCGCCAGAUAAUCGAGAGAGAGAUUCUGCAGAAGAAGAGCGCGUUCAGAGCCUGAGGCGAGAUCUUAGGGCGUGCAUGUCCAGACGCUCACUGCUGGUUCACAGCGCCGUCUCAGACUCCAUCACGGCUCCUGACAUAAAACCGGUUCCUGACCCGGUGGACACAGACACCUACAUGGAUCAGCUGAGUCAGCGCCUGACACUCUCCUGGCAGGGCGAGGAGGCGUGGCGGGCCUGGUGGGAAGACAGUUUGGGGCUCAACAGGGAGAAGAAGGUGGCAGAUCUGAGGAGGAAGAGGAGGAUGGAGAAGGCGGCAAAGAGAGCUUCAGGGCAGCGCAUGGAGCUGUCUGGGAGCUUCGCCUCGUCUAUGAGCUACCAGGCAGAGCUCUCAGACUUCUCUGAUUCGCAGGGCUGGGCCUAUGCGACAAGUCUGGAAGCUUUGUCAGAACCAGAGUCCAUCAAGUCCCAGUCAGAGGGAAUUAAGGAGAGCGGAACACUAAGAGCCACAACACCCUCCAUAAUGCUAACUGACGGUCCGGAUCCUGGUACACCUCAAAGUUUCAGAGAUAAACCAGAUGAGCAGCGGACUCCCAGAAGCUCCCUCGCCCUCACUCUCACCCAGCCCCAGACACUGAACUCCAUCUCACAAACUGACGGUCCAGUUCCUGCUACACCUCAAAGUAUUAGAGAGAAACCAGAUGAACAGCAGACUCCCGGCAGCUCCCUUACCCAACCCCAGACAUCGAGACUGAGCUCCACUUUGCAAACUGACAGUCCGGUUCCGGCUACACCUCAAAGUGUCAGAGAGAAACCAGAUGAGCAGCGUACUCCAAGAAGCUCCCGCAUCCUCACUCUCAACCAACCCCAGACAUCAAGACUGAACUCCACAACGACCAGUCAGAGGAAGAACAAACGUCCAGCAGAGGACGUCCUCAAAUCUCUGUUUGCACCACAGAUUGAGCCCUCGCAGCAUGAUAGUUUCUACCUAGAUGAGGGGAGCAGCCUGCACCCCGCUCCUCCACCUGUAGCCUCCUCCUACUUUCAGCCCCACGGCUCCCAGUUUCUCUCUCAGGAAAGCUUCAGGGCGAACUUGUCUCAGGACUCCUCCGCCUGGUCCCAGUCUCGGACCUUCUCCCAGAGUUCACAGGGGCGACUGGGGCCUUCGCAGGCGUCGCAACCGAAGAAGAAGAAGACGUCUCGGAUGGGAUUCUGAUUCAGUGGUGGAGUUUAUUUUCGUUUGGAAUACUUGUUGUUUGAUUUCAGGUCAAGGAAGGUUUGAUUCCUGGUGUCUUCAGCUGCCUUUAAAAUGGAUGUAUGAUGGUUUUCUUCACUGGGAUUGUACCUGACAACCUGAACUUGCACACUGGAUAUUAACCUGGAGGUAAUAUUUUUGGAAACAUUUUUGAAAGAAUCACAUGAAGAACAUCUGGAGGCUGAAAAGGACUGACUGCAGACUGGUUUGGUAGGAUUCAGCCGAAUUUAUUAUCUUUUGUUUUGUGGUCGUGUCUCCUGAGUGUUAUGGUGAUACCCUGAAUGUGUGCGCUGAUGUUUCCACGAUUUCUGUUUAACAUUUACAACACUGUAUCGUAAAGUUAGAAGUGUGGAAAAGGAUAAAUAAAUGGACUGGAGUUCAGCAGGAACUCAAACAGGGACACAGCUGGAAAUUCUAACACCUAAAAGGACAGAGGAGCUUUCAAAUCAAUGUAAAGAUAGAAAAGCAGUCUCUAAAUAAUGUAAAAAAACUAGACUUGCAUUAAAGAAGGAACUGCUCAGGA
Labrus bergylta (ballan wrasse) is the source of this 3281-nucleotide messenger RNA. RefSeq names its product TATA-box binding protein associated factor, RNA polymerase I subunit C (gene taf1c). Lineage: Eukaryota; Metazoa; Chordata; Actinopteri; Labriformes; Labridae. Gene Ontology annotation, cellular component: fibrillar center. The record is from RefSeq and is a predicted model, not a curated record. Gene Ontology annotation, biological process: transcription by RNA polymerase I. Gene Ontology annotation, molecular function: RNA polymerase I core promoter sequence-specific DNA binding.